AUGGCGGAGGGUGGUGGAGACUCGAGCUUCGACACAUGGCUGGUGGACAAGCUAGAUGCUCUGGGUCUCGAUGCCGAGGUGUACGGGGGGUACGUGACUGGCAUCAUGGGAGACGAGGAUAACCCCCAGGAGGAAAGAAUAGAGUCCGUCAUUGAGAUUCUCUCUGGGGCUGCCGAAGAGGACAACGACCUAGGUGAGUUCCGCUCCGCCCUCAACGAGAGGUGGGACAUGAAGGUGGAGCACGAGGAGAAGGAGAAGGAAGCUGCCAAAGCCGCGAAGCAGAAGGAAAUGGACAGCAAGAAAGAGGAGGAGCGAAGACAGGUAGAAGAGGCCGACAAGGCCAGGAGGGCGAAGGCGGACAAGAGAGUGCAGAGGUCGGCGGAGGAGCAGGCGGAGCGCGCCAGGCUCCUGGGCGAGUACGGCUACGACUCCGACCCAGUCGAUGAGGAGGGCAACCCCCUGCCGCCGGAGGAAGGGGGGGACGGGGAAGGAGGGAGUUCGGCUGGAGAUUCUCUGGGGGAGGCGUACGGCAAGAACCUGAACAAGGAGCGGGUCCGAGAGGAAGUAGCCGCCAAGCGAGAGGCCAUCAAGAAGACCCACCACGCCACCGCCCUACAGAACAAGAUAGCGCUGGAAGCGGACAAGAUGAGAAAGGAGAUGGCCAAGAACGCGAGAAAGACUACCAAGGGAGAGCGAAAGCGAUAA
This is a messenger RNA of Ectocarpus siliculosus, 705 nucleotides long. The record is from the annotation of a GenBank genome assembly. Lineage: Eukaryota; Phaeophyceae; Ectocarpales; Ectocarpaceae.